GUAAGCUUGUCACUCCCACCGACUCGCAGAUACCGUUCUCAAGAGUCCACUGCCAGAGCUCGACCCUUUUUCUCGCCAUGUCUGAUUGGAUGCAACAGCUCGAUGCUCUCGACGAACGUCUAGAUGCACUAGGCGACGGUGAUGAGACUGACGAGGAAGAGACGUCUGAUGGCGGCGGCGAUGGCGACGGCGCGGUGUUGAAAGCGACUCUACGGCGGGUAUGCGAAGUCGUGCGCAAUGCUUCGGCACAAGGCGCAGGGAACAUGGACGAAAUCGUAGUCAAAGCGGAGGCUAUCAUCAACAGAGGUGUCGGGAUUGCCUACGGAUCGGAUGAUUCGGAGGGAAUGUUUGACUUCAUCCCGUCAUUUGCACAUGCAGCGAUGCGGACUUGGUGGAGGACAAUACCAGCUUUCAUGGUCUUGGUCAGCGUCCAGCUAUAUCCCGGUGGGAUCCCUGCUGAGCUGCUGGGCCCUGCCCCGUGGAGGCCUGAUAUGCAACCUCACAUCAAGAGCACCCGCCUAUCGCGCUUCCGUCCCGAUGUCAGCACCUCAGUCACCGACGCCACACCGCUUGCACAGGCCAUCCACCAAGCUCGCUGCGAAAUCACUGAUGACGACAUCACGGUCCCCUCGAAGAUGCUCAUAUCUCCCGGGCAAACAUGCCUUGCCAUUAUCGGGGCAGGUGGAUGGAAGAACCGCAAUCCCACGCUGGCUUGCUACUUUCUGGACAAAGACGACCAUAUGCAGAAAGGGAGAUCCAUCACUCCUGGUCUCUCCGACCUCGCCUCUACGAUGGCGAUGGAUGAGGAAAGGAAGUUGGUUUUCAUCGCGGACAGCCACAGGGUAAAAUCGUACUCCUGGGUAGCGAAUCCCAACGCAUCACGCCAUAACAAGCUCCCCGCAGUCCACACACUGGAUUCCGAUGAGUGCUCUGGGUGUUUGGCCGGGAAAGCGCUUGUGUGGAACAUAGAUGCUCUCCAACAACAUGGGCCUGAACACAGACGGAUUGGGAGGGGGCGGUUCGAUGUCGAGGACAGCUGGCGAUUCGACGGGAGCAUUCCGCACGCUUCCAUUGCCUUUGCAGACCCGACAUUCUACCCUGCUGUCUGGCAUCGCCAUGCGCCGAGCGGCAACAUGAUCUGUGGGACUAACGGACGCCGAGAUAGUAACGAGUAUCUAUGCGCAUCAAUCGACUUGGAGCAUGGCGGACAAACCGUCGCGCGAUACCUUGGCCAUGGCGGGGACGUGGAGGUCAUUUCUACGAGCGAGGGCGAUCCGAAUGUGUUCGCGACGGCUGGUAGUGACGGCUAUGCGCGACUCUUCGAUGUACGACAGCCCCUCCCGGUCAUGACUUUCAACCACGGCAUCGACCUGGAGUAUUGCUCUUCGGUCGUCCUCGUCCACCCAGAUGGAGUGCCCACUCUCUUCACAUCCGGACAGCAGAGCGAGCACAUCAAAUUGUGGGACAUCCGUGCUAAAGCAGCGGUGUACGAGCUGUCUACCGGGAACAACGCGGUCGCAUCCAUGGCAUGGGACCCGAAGCGCUCUGCGCUCUAUGCUGCGACGGAAUGUGAGCGGAUGGACCGCAUGGGGAUCAACCACGACUAUCGCCCUGCUCGUAUCCCGAGGUGGGCUGACAUAGAACUUCCAGAUGACCCUGCAAACGGACCGGGCGAAGAUGACGACGAAGACGACGCAACGGACGAGGACGAAGAGGACGACUUCGAUCGGUGCUGGCCUCGAAAGGCGCACCACAAUGAGAAGUAUUUCGGCUACGCCUUUGAUGCAGGCGAGCAUAGGCUCUAUCGAUACGCAUUCAAGGAAGAUCCCGAUCCCACCCAAUUGCCUGCCUAUGGUGACGCUGCCAUGGACGGGGGGUAUUUUUGAAGGCUCUCGCGUUGGAGAAUGCCCACAUGGCAAAUGUUGCUGUCUCGCUAGCGUGUGUGUAUGAGUGUACUGCUAAAUCGCCUGAUGAUCUUGAAGUAAUCAUUCAAAGCACUGCGAAUGUCUAUGCCUUAGAGAAAUGGCAGUGGCACAUAGGCCCGCUGGGCUUCUGCCGCGUAUACCCUAUUUCUCGCUCAUAUUGAAAUCAUGAACGUCUGAGCCCUCGAGCGUAUCUGUUCACCUUCAUUACUUUCCUUGAUAACAUAUACGGUGCGAUCGAUGACCAC
Molecule: messenger RNA, 2170 nt
Organism: Fomitopsis serialis
Lineage: Eukaryota; Fungi; Basidiomycota; Agaricomycetes; Polyporales; Fomitopsidaceae
Exons: 6
Coding region: 78-1886 (602 amino acids)
Biological process (GO): G protein-coupled receptor signaling pathway
Cellular component (GO): heterotrimeric G-protein complex; cytoplasm
Molecular function (GO): protein binding; signaling receptor complex adaptor activity
Source: RefSeq, a predicted model, not a curated record